GCACCGCGCGACCAACGCACGCGUCGGACACAUAAAGCCAACGCAGGCGCCCUACCGCUCUACUGCCUACUGCUCCCUUCAGUCCACUCCUUUCUCGCAGCAGUACGCAUGCCCCGACACAGUGAGGCGGAGUCGAGGGGGAGAAGGAGGGCGAGAGGAAGAGGGAGGAGCCGGCGCCGAGACCGAGAGGAGGAAGCGGUGCUCGCCUCCUCUCCUUCUUCUUCCUCCUCCUCCUCGCCGCUCCGUGACUCCAGCCUGCCGCUGCUCUCCGCCCUCCCUCGGUUCAGCGUGGGGCUCGCCUCCCGCCGGCGCCGCUGGCACGACGUCCACGGCAACAGCGGAUACAAAAGAGCAGGGAAGCGGCCGCGGCUCUGCUCCCCGGAGUCCCCGGAGCCUGUCUGUCCCGGCAGCGGCCCGCAGCCUUCUCCGACACCCGACGAGGAGCUUCCGGCUGCCGCCGGUACCUGCAUCGAGAUGACUCAGGAGACAAACCAGACCCCAGGGCCUAUGCUGUGUAGUACAGGAUGUGGAUUUUAUGGAAAUCCUAGGACAAAUGGGAUGUGUUCUGUUUGCUACAAAGAACAUCUUCAACGGCAGCAGAACAGUGGCAGAAUCAGCCCAAUGGGACCAGCCAGUGCUUCAAACAGUCCUACCUCAGACUCUACAUCUGUUCAGAGAGCAGAUACUACUAGCUUAAACAACUGUGAUGGUGUUGCUGGCAGCACAUCUGAAAAAUCAAGAAAUGUGCCUGUUGCCGCUUUGCCUGUAACGCAGCAAAUGACAGAAAUGAGCAUUUCAAGAGAGGAAAAAGUAACACCGAAAACAGAGUCUGAGCCAGUUGUUACUCAACCAACCCCAUCAGUUUCUCAGCCAAGUACUUCACAGACUGAAGAGAAAGCUCCUGAACUUCCCAAACCAAAGAAAAACAGAUGUUUCAUGUGCAGAAAGAAGGUUGGCCUUACAGGAUUUGACUGCCGCUGUGGAAACUUAUUUUGUGGACUUCACCGUUAUUCUGACAAGCAUAACUGCCCAUAUGACUACAAAGCAGAAGCUGCAGCAAAAAUCAGGAAAGAGAACCCAGUGGUUGUGGCUGAAAAAAUCCAGAGAAUAUAAAUGGAACUGCUUGUCAAAAGACUGACUUUUUGGUCUUGUUUAUAAUAUAUCCUAGGAAAACAUUGAAGAGCAGGUGCAUGGCCAUUUUCCUUUGAUGUACUCCAAAGUUGCUCUAUUUUUCUUUUUUUUUUCUUUUUUUUUUUUCAGUCUUGUCUGUCUUAAUGAUAUUUCAGAAUGUUUGGGUGUUUGUUACAGGCAGGAUUGGAUAGGUACAGCCCUUGAAAAUAUGUAUGCCCUCCUUAGAAUAUAGCUGAAUGAUUAGAAACCUGCACAGAAAUACACAGAGGACAGACUCUUUAGUUUAUGUGUGCCAAACAGAUGUAUGCUAUCUGCAUGCUUGCAGCAGAUCUGCCUUUUGAAAUGUCUGAGGUAUAUAAUCUUUGGCUAGUGUUAUGUGCCUGUUUUGGAAAAGGAUACAUCAGAAAGGCUGGCAGUCUACUUCUGUCAUUAAUAUCUCAUUCUGGUUUUAGUUGCAACACUCCAUUGUUUUCUACCAGAAUUUAAGCUAUGUGGAGAGGUCUGCCUUUCCAGUAAGAUGAGUGUUGGUGCCAUAUAUAAGAAUGUAACUUAGCAGUUGCAUUGAGGGGGAAAAAAGACACUUGUAAGAAGAACACUGUUUGUUUUGGAAUGAAUUAUAUUAAGUUUAGAACCAUGAAACUUACUCAUAGAAAGGAAGUGUGCUAUGGGGGUCUUACAAAACAGUCUGCAACAGAACUGUCGGCUUUUCUUGCUUAGCAAAAACUGUUGUGUAGCACAGUGUUGUAAGAUUUGUUUACAAAACACAGGUUCCAUAUGUUUUUAGACAUACCACAGCAGCUCUGUCAAGCAACAUACUCCUUACAUUCAAUGUCUUCCGAGUUCACAAUAAUACCAUUUUCUUCUAGUUUCAAUGUAACAGUUGCACCACUUUGCAUGGAAAACCAUACCUGACAUAGCUACUGUAGACUUAAGUGGUAGCUGGAACCACUCUUGAAGGGCUGCUUUAUCAUUUUUAAUUGUACUUGGAUGUAGGACUAGUGUUCUUGGGUGUGUUGCGUGGGCUGCAUUAUCUACAGCAUUGUACAAUAACAACUCUAGAAAAGGCAGUAUACUUCACUGAUGCUUGUCUGGUAAUAUCACUUCUGUGUUAUAAUGGAAGUUUUUUUGUGAUGUAUGGAAUUUGUGUUUUUUAUAUAAACAAGUACAGUUUAGACUAGUGUUGUGGUAAUGCCUGUUCUCAUCUGUAAAUAGUUACAUAUGUACACAAGAUACUACUUUUGAACUGAUUUUUAUUGCAAUGUUCAGUCCUACUUCUUACUUCACUAUUAAAAAGUUUGUUUUUGCUUUAACGUUGUUUGUUCAGUUCUUAGAUAUGCAGACAUGUACAGAUAGUUCAUAUUUAUGUAUUGCAUAUAACCACACUACCCAGCAGCUUUGCUUUGUUGUAUUAUGUAAAUAAUAAAAAUGUACAGAAGGAAAUAA
Coturnix japonica (Japanese quail) is the source of this 2574-nucleotide messenger RNA. RefSeq names its product zinc finger AN1-type containing 5 (gene ZFAND5). Gene Ontology annotation, molecular function: zinc ion binding; DNA binding. The record is from RefSeq and is a predicted model, not a curated record. Lineage: Eukaryota; Metazoa; Chordata; Aves; Galliformes; Phasianidae.